Molecule: messenger RNA, 6185 nt
Organism: Drosophila serrata
Lineage: Eukaryota; Metazoa; Arthropoda; Insecta; Diptera; Drosophilidae
Gene: Remo
Product: Remoulade
Biological process (GO): G protein-coupled receptor signaling pathway; cell surface receptor signaling pathway
Cellular component (GO): plasma membrane
Molecular function (GO): protein binding; G protein-coupled receptor activity
Source: RefSeq, a predicted model, not a curated record
UGUUGUUGUUUAUUAUGAAUCGGCUCGGAAAUUGUUAAUUAAAUGCGCGCCACCCGCGCCCGGCAUGUAAUCAAUCGAAUCCAUGGAUAUGGGCGGCCAAAAGAACGCGGGGCGUGGAGAUCGUAGCAGCACCCGCCCCCCUCUGCUGGCGUCGCUGUCGUUGCUUCUGUUCCUUGCGCUGACUUCGACGGCGACAGAGACUGGUGGAACAGGAGGCGGAGGUGGAGAAGCAGCAACAGCGACAGCCGCAGCGGGUCAGGGGCAGAAUCCCGAUGGCCAAGGGCCGGAAAGUGGAAGCGCGGCAACUGCAGCCGCCGGAUGCCCGCGCAAGUGUAGUUGUAGGAACAUCUCGGAGAACAUACACAGCCUGCGUGUGCGCUGCGAUGAGCAGCAGAUAGCCAGCUGGCGGGAGCUGGAAUUUGGCGAGGAUGUCACCGCCAGCAUUGUGGGCAUUAAUGCCAGCAAGAACGCCAUUGCCCAUAUAACCGGCGAGGACUUUAGGAACUUUACGGAACUGAAGCGCUUGGAUCUGUCGUUUAAUCUGCUCACCGAACUGGACAGGGAAACCUUCGGCAACAGCCUGGCUCAUGUGGAGAGGCUGAAGCUGGCGGGGAAUGCCAUCAGCCACAUAUACGAGGGCACCUUCGACCAAAUGCCCAAGCUCAAGCAACUCGAUCUGAGUGGAAAUCCUCUGGCCUGCGACUGCAGCCUGAUUUGGCUGAUUGCCUGGUCAAGUGCCCGGGACGUACGACUGCAGCCGCCGCCGAAAUGCGAUUCGCCUGUGAACUUUCGCGGCAUGCCCCUGAAGAAGCUCCGCGUGGGCAAGGACUUUCAUUGCGAGACUCUGCUCCAGCCGCUCCUAGAGCUGAUACCCAGCCAAAACCAGGUUGCCUUCGAGGGCGAUGAGCUGCAGCUGAAGUGCUAUGCCCCACGGGUGGCCAUCGGAGUGCCCCGGGAGAGUGAGGACUUGCCAACACGGGCCUAUGUCUUUUGGGGCUGGUCCGAGAAGAUUCGGGCCAAGAACUCCACCGAGGAUAUCGUGUAUCAGGAUCCCACGAAGGUGUUCGAGGAUGUCAGCUUAGAGACGCGCCAUUCCACGGACUCUGGCAUCCUGCAGUCAAUUCUACGCAUCGGUAGCCUCACUCAGAAUCACACAGGAAUGUGGGACUGCACAUUGCGCAGCCAGCAGGCGAACCUAUCGCAGGCCAUCGUCCUGCAUGUGGUGGCCAAGGGCACGCUGUACUGCGAGGCGCGUGUAGUGCACACCAACAAAGGCACCUACCACUGGCCACGGACAAUGCGCGGCGAGACGGUGCUGCAGGAAUGCGUGGAGGAGCCCAGCGAUACCACCCAGGCCCGGCGGGCGUCCCACGAAUGCGGGCCGUCGGGGGAGUGGCUCAAUCUGGACACCGAGAGCUGUGUCUAUGUCAGUGAGACGACGCGCAUCCUGGAGCAGUUCGCCAAAGUGAAUCUCACGCUGACAAAGGGCCAGAAUGCCCUGGAAAUUGCCCGACGCUUGCACAACUUCACACAGGCGCAGACGCAGCUGAAUCGCAUACGGGAUCCAAUGGACCUGGAGUACAUUGCUCGCACGCUUGUCAAGUACCUGGAUCAGCUGGAGCAGCCGCAGCAGCAGCAGGAGAUCAGCCACCUGCUGAUGGACAUAGUUUCGCAGCUGCUCAAUCUUCCAUCUCACCUCUUUCGCGCCGCCCAAUCGGAGCAGGGUACGGGACAGCGUCUGCUCCAUGUGGUAGAAUCCUCCGCCAUGCGCCUGGCCCUGGCCAGCACCCAGGCUGAGCUGCUGCCAGCGGAGAUGAUCCCCUGGCGGGGGUCACUUGCCCAACAGCGCAAUCUCUUCGUGGAGUUCUUCAACAUCAGUGUGGAGGCCUUCGUCAGCCUGUCCUGCGUCUGGCUGGAGCAGAGUCCGCGUGGCUUUCAGUGCAACAGCGCCAACGAUACGAUACCCAUGUACGAACAUGGUGACAUAGAUGCCGCCAUCCAACUGCCCUACAGCGUCAUCGGAAACAGCUCUCUGAGUCCAGCCGCAUCGCGAAGCCUUCGCCUGCUCAUCUCACUACACAGGAAUGGAAAACUUCUGCCCAACCUGAGGGGCAGCCACAAUGAGUCCCUGUCCUCGGCCAUCAUCGGUGUGCUGGCCUACAGCAGCGAAGGAGAACCACUGCACUUUCAAUCUGCUGGCGAACUGGAUCCCGAUGAGGAUGUGUACCAGCAGCGGGUCACAGUGAUGCUGCGCGCACAUCCGUAUCACAAUCAGCUAAGUGCACCGCAGCCGGCGUGGUGGGAUGCAGAGGAGCAGCGCUGGGAGACGGGCGUCUGCCAGCAGCACUACCAGCACCGCACACUCGUCAUGUUCAGCUGUAGCCGGACGGGCUACUUUGGCCUGCUGCAGCGGAGUCGCUAUCUCAACGAUUUUCGAAGCGAGGAGGCAGGAGCCAGAUUCCGUCAUCCCCCGGCGGCGGUCUAUGCCGGCUGUGGCCUUCUCUUCGCAUGCUGCGCCUUCAAUGCGGUUACCUUUGCUGUCUUUGGCCGAGCCGUAAGGAUUAAUAGAGUGCAGCGGCAUGCACUGGUCAACACCUGGCUGGCACUGGGAUCCCUGGCACUUGCCUUCUCGCUGGGCAUCUACCAGACGGCCAGCCAACCGCAGUGCCGCCUGCUAGGCCUGCUGAUGCAUUACCUUGGCCUGUGCGUCCUGCUCUGGGUGUGCGUUAGCCUGAGUAGCAUGUACAAGCGGCUGACCAAGACGACGACAACAUCGGGCCAGGUACAGGGCCAGGAAAUGGAGCCGCAGCGGGAGAGAGAGCGCAAGCCCAUCCUUGGAAUUUACCUGGUCGGCUGGGGCAUUGCCUUCCUCAUUUGCGGCAUCAGUAGCGCCGUGAACCUGGCGGAGUAUGCUGCCUACGACUUCUGCUUCCUGCACAGUGCCACUACGCUGAACGCCCUCCUCGUGCCCGCCGUCAUCCUUGUGAUAUUCUGCGGCAUCCUGGCGUUGUGCAUCUAUUACCAGUUGAGCCAGCAGGCAGUGAAUGUCCUCCAGCUGCAGAUGCAGCAGCACCAGCAGCACCAUCAUCGGCAGUACUCGGACAACAAUACUCAGGCCACGGAGCACAUCGAUCUGGAUUGGUUGGAUGCGAAUGGUAGUGCCACCACGGCGGCCAUUGGUCAACCCGGCGGUGGACGCAAGGAGCACGAUCACAUGCAAGAGCAGUACAGCACGCUGAGCAAUCCCCUGAGCAGUAUAGUCGAUGACUUUGAGCGCUCGAAUCUCUCCCAUUUGCGCGGUCACUUCAUCUUCCUGGUGUUGUACGCCGGCGCCUGGCUUUCAGGAGCUGGCUACGUUAGCGGUGGCCAGGAUCUGUACGUGAUCUCCUUUGCCGGUUGCUGCUCCUUCCUGGGUAUCUUUCUGCUAAUCUUCUACAAUCUCAGUCGGAAUGAUGCCCGGCAGGCCUGGUCGCAGGGCAGAGACGGAAGGAGUAGCGGCAACUGCAGACCCAUGAAACUGGUGACCUACAACAAUGGCAGCCAGGCGAGGAGCACGCAUCCAUCAGCUGGGAUGCCUGGACCUGGCACCGCCAUGAUCAGCAACUCGAUAGUGGCCUACAAGGCGAAUCCCGGACCCGGCAGCCUUUACGACGCAAACAACUCGGCGGGUUCGCGCUCGAACAGUCAGUGCUCGCGGAGCAUGCGCAGCCAGACGCGCAGUCAGACGAGGAGCCAGCAGGAACAGCUGCUGCAGGCCAACGGUGCGGGCGGCAUGACCAUCAUCAACAACACCAAUGCCAACGGUGGCCAGCAGGGAACGCAGGUUGGAGUUGCAGGAGCUGCUGCUGCAACAGCAUCCGGUGGCGGAGUUUCCGGCUCGGGUAGCGUUGUGCCGCCGCACAGCCUGAACGCACUGCUCCAUGGCUCUAACCACGACCUAAUACCCUCGGCGGAGAUCUUCUACAAUCCCAACCAGAUCAAUGUGGCUCGAAAGUUCUUCAAGAAACAGAAGCGCCUGGCCAAGCGGAACAACUUUGAGCUGCAGCGCCAGACAAUGCCGCAGAUGCAGCUCCAGAUGCAGAUGCAAAUGCAGCUCCACAGUCAGCACAGUUUGAGUGACGCCAGCUCGGAGCAGCUGUACAGCAGGCACCACAAUGCCAUGACCCUGCUGGCUGGUGGGAGCAAGGUAAACAACACUAAUCUCCACUACAAGAACCAUGGAUCUCCAAUGGCAAUGGCGCCCAAAGAGAGCGGCGUCGGCGGAGAGUCGUUGCAAUUCAAGCGUUUCGUGCCUGCCAGUGCCUCGGCGGCUACGAAGAUUAUGCAGGCGAACAUAUAUACCAAUAUCCCAGAGACUCUGACGCCGCAGCACGAGGUGAUCAAACUGAGAGCGAAUGGACGCACUAGGACACCUUCGCUGCUCGAUGAAACGCUGCAUGAGCAGGACGACGAUGACGAGGAGGAACAGGAGGAGCAGGAACAAGCGGCAGCUGCAGCAGCAGCAGCAACUACCGAGGAGCCAGAGCACGAAAUGGAGGAGGAGGAUGCUAGCUCUCUGGACGAGCACGCUCCACUGUAUGCCAACACCUUGCCACCGGCCAGCGGAAUGAGCAGCCUGUUCCGCAACCGAGGGUCAUCGUCAACCCAUCAGCAACAGCACCAACCCAACAGUUCCACGCCUGUAAAGCAGCCCAGCCUGGAGGCCAUGAACAGCCUGGGUUUGCCGGAAAUUAGCCUCGAAGAGCCGCUGCUCCAAGUACAUGAGAUAUACGUGUCCAACUCGUUACAGGUGACCACCAACAACAGUAUCGAGCUGGACGAUGACUUUCCCAGUGUCCUAAUCCGUUUCAGCCAGCAGCAGCAAUCGAAAUCUCUGAACAACAUCAGUGAAAUGCUUGCAGGCGGCGCUGGCAGCGGAGAAGCUAGUGGCAAGUCGCCGGGACUGGACAACACGGGCGUUCAGGAGGAGCCCAGUCAGCUGUCGGGCCACGAGGCCAGCACGCUGGAGGAGCAGCAACUGCGGCAGGCGUACUCAUGCUCCAGCAAUAAUCUCAGCCAAUUGAAGGCGGCGGCGCAUCAUCCAUUGGCAAUGGUGGAAACUGAAACGGAGGAUGACGGUCGGCUCCUGUCCGGCAGUCCCACAAACGAGAGCGAUCUGAACUACCAGAACUCGGAGAUUAGCAUACGCAGCCACGGCCUGUAUGCUCCCCAGGCGGAUAACGAUCUUAAUUUAACCCUGACCGAUGAUUUUCGUUGCUACCAAUCCUCGAAUGCCAGUGAUGCUGAUGUGGAUGUGCUUAACGAGUUUGAUGACGAGUUUGUGGCCGCCACGAGUGGCGACAGGGUCACAGGGGAUCCGGAGCAGGACCAUCAUGACCACGACCAGGACACCUCCAUCGAUGAGCUGUACGAGGCCAUCAAGUGCCGCAGUCCGCUGAGGAGUAAGCAGGAUCAGGUCGCCGAGCGCUUCGAAAGGGAAAGAGAAAGAGAGCGAGAGCGAGAAAGAGAACGAGAGCGCGAAAGGGAACGGGAGAGGGAGAGAGACAGGGAGAAGGAAGCCAAGCCGCUGAGCAACUCUCACAACGAAAAUCUCAACGAGACCAUCGAGGACGAUAGCAGCCAGAGCAGCGUGAUCUCUUACAUUGAUCCCAGGGCCGCCAACGAGGCCCAACGUCCCUUUCCCAGCUAGCUUAUCCGCCGGCAACCGAUCGAUACCCUAUUUAGAUGUAUAUAGAAGAUAUACAGCAGCAGCAGCAGCAGCUUGGCCCACACCCAAAGUAUUCCCUUACCCACCAACCACAGACACUCACCGAUAUAUACAUAUAUUUUAUAUAUAUUCGGAGUGCACACUUGUCCUAAGUUCACCCACUCAGAGGUCCCAGAUAAACUGAACUUGUAAUUAUAGUAAGACCCCCUCUAUUUAUUAUGACUAGUAUUAUCCCAUUGAGAGCUCGCUGAAGUCGUCAAAGGAUAUUCAUCGCCACAGACGAACGGAGGAGAGAGAGAGCUGGUCACUAGGCUAGAAUCGUUUCCCCAUUUCAUCACAACGCAUAAGCAUAAAGCAUAGGAACAACUCCACAUCCCACCCAACAAAUCCCUACUAUGAUCCACACAUUUGGAUAAGUUUUAAUUUUCGGUAAAGCAAAAUGCAUUUAAAUGUAGGCUAAGUUUAUAUUUAGAUAUAA